This is a messenger RNA of Ornithorhynchus anatinus (platypus), 3036 nucleotides long. RefSeq names its product ring finger protein 146 (gene RNF146). The record is from RefSeq and is a predicted model, not a curated record. Gene Ontology annotation, cellular component: cytoplasm; nucleus. The transcript has 2 exons. Gene Ontology annotation, biological process: Wnt signaling pathway; ubiquitin-dependent protein catabolic process. Gene Ontology annotation, molecular function: ubiquitin protein ligase activity; zinc ion binding; poly-ADP-D-ribose binding. Bases 1193 to 2248 code for a protein of 351 amino acids. Lineage: Eukaryota; Metazoa; Chordata; Mammalia; Monotremata; Ornithorhynchidae.
CCUCUCACUCCACCCCAGCAACGCUUAGUCCAGUGCCUGGCGCAUAGUACGUGCUCAACGAAUAGGAUAGAAAAGGUAUGAAGACCCCCGGAAGUAUCUUGGGCAAGAUGGAACUAAAUGAGAAAUGGAAUACAGGCAGUCCUCGGUAUACCUCCGAAACGAUUUCCUGAAAAUCGUGACUGUUCAUGAUUUAGAAAAAAUGACUUCUCUUUUCUGAAUAAACAAUUGUACAGAAUUUUACGAGAAGAAUGAAAUAAUCCAGAAGGGCUAGACUUUCCAAAUUCAACAACAACAUGCCGGCGAUGUAUAAUUAGAGCUUCUGCCCUCCCUAGGGCAAGGCUGUUAAUUGUCCUGAGUGAGACAGGCCCGUGGAGACUGGCUGAGAAUAGAACAGUCAGAUUUUGAAUCAGAAAGGAGGAGGAAUCUGCAAAAACCCAUCCAGGAACCGUCGGAGUAGCAGAAUUAGGACAGAUUGGAAGGGAGGAAAAUAGGCUGACGGUAACCUGGAUGACUGGUGAGAGAUGAAAGUGAUUUGUAACCGUGCCCAUUUUGCUGAAGACUAGACCUGGAGCUGUGAAUAUUUUAUUCAAAUAGGCUAUCGGGGUAAGGGAAUGACAAACCAGAGCUAGUGAAGAGGUAUGCUUUAGCUCCAGGACAGAUACUUUAGGUUUCCUGAAUUUUGGAAUUCUCCAUCCUUCCCCCUGUAGACUUUAAGCUCGGUGUGGGCAGGGAAUGUGCCUUUCAACUCCAGUAUAGUCUACCGUCCCAAGAGCGCGCUUAGUACAGUGCUUUGCACGCUCUAAGCGCUCCACUAAUUUGAUCGAUGGACUGACCCGUGGAGGGGACUACUUUGUCCGAUGUCAUCGUGGUGUGUGUGAGCAGCGUGUUUCGUUAGUAUGAACCCUGCUAGCGUUUUUGGCCGCAAGAACGGAAUUGCCCAGAGCCCCUCUGUUUCGCCUGCCCUCCGCCGGAAUGCGCUGCCAAUAUACUCGCUAAGUGACCUGGAAUCCGAGAAUGCUCGGUAAUUAUGGUGAUCUUCGUUUCCCGCAGUCGUCGAGAAGCUGGUCCUCCUAGGGAGCCCCUGCGCGAUCCAGGCGAGGAGCGAACGGUGCGGUGGGGGGACAGCCCGACCGAGCUCUGCCCAUGCGAAGAGGAUGCUUUGUUCGCAUGACAUGCGUCGUUUGGAUCUGUAAUGGAAAUGAUGGCCGGCCGCGGCGAGGUCGAUCACCCGGUGAACAUGCUUCCCGUGGACGGGAAGGGCGACGAGUCCCGUCCCGACGCCGCCCCUUCCCUCCCCGUCCCCGAAUGCGCCAUCUGCCUGCAGACGUGCGUUCACCCGGUCAGCCUGCCCUGUAAGCACGUCUUCUGCUACCUGUGCGUGAAGGGCGCCUCGUGGCUGGGCAAGCGGUGCGCGCUGUGUCGCCAGGAGAUCCCGGAGGACUUCCUGGACAGACCCACCCUGCUCUCCCCCGAAGAGCUCAAGGCGGCCGGCCGGGGCAACGGCGAAUACGCCUGGUAUUACGAAGGGAGGAACGGCUGGUGGCAGUACGACGAGCGGACCAGCCGGGAGCUGGAAGACGCCUUCUCCAGGGGGAAGAAGAGCACGGAGAUGUUGAUCGCCGGCUUCCUCUACGUGGCCGACCUGGAGAACAUGAUGCAGUACCGGAGGAACGAACACGGCCGGCGCCGGAAGAUCAAACGGGACGUGGUGGACAUACCGAAGAAAGGGGUGGCCGGGCUUCGGCUGGACUGCGAGCCGAACGGCGUCAGCCCGGCCCGGGAGAGCUCCGCCGACGGAGCGGACGGUACCUCGGCCCGAGGCGGGGCGCCCCCGCCGCCCCCGGCUCCCUCUCCCGCUCCCUCCCGCCCGCCGACGGCCCUCGACGGGCCGCCGCCCGGCCCCGCCGCCCCCUCGCCCGCCGCGGGCGCCGGCCUGGAGGACUCUCUCGCCCACUUGCAGCUCGGCGGGGACGGCCCGGGCGGAAGGGGCCCGCGGGGCGAGGGCGAGGAAGGCCGCGAGGCGCCGCUCCCCGCCGGGCUCCCGCCUCCGGACGCGGCCGCCCGAGACGGCGAGUCGGACGGCGACGACGGGGCGGCCGCCCCGGCGCGGCGCCCCUCCGCCCGGCGGAGACUGGCGAACCCCAGCGGGACCCAGGCGGCCGAACGACCGGCCGCCGGGGGCGGGGGGGGGGGCGCCGGCGGCCGAGCCAGGAGGCCCGACGGACAGUGCACGGUGACCGAAGUGUGAGACGCCUCCGGCCUCGGGCUCGAGGACGCGCUCUCCCCCCUCCCCGCGCCUCCCCCGCCGUGGCUGACGGCAUCGGGAAACCUCCCUCCGCGUCGACGUCACGCUCAUCCCUGGCCGUGUGUCUCGGGGGCGGGAGGGCGGGGGAGGAAGCGGGGAGAGCCGAGUCGGCCCGUAACUAAAUCGUCUAACACGUCUCUGUUGGAGAAUUUAUUUAAGCGUAAGGAACCCGGGUGUCACUAGUCGACAGCUGCUUAGCGAUACCCAGUUUUCUUGAAAAUCUCUCUUCGGUCUGUAGUGCUGGUUUUCGGGUUGGGUUUUUGGUUUUUUUGGGUUUUUUUGAGAUCCUCGAUCGUUUUGGCCGACGUGUAGUCUCUGUGCGUCUCUUUAACCGUCUUCAUUUUCUGACUGUUGCCCUGUCCCGUUUUUCUGCAUGGAUGGACGUACGAAAAGAACAUUAAAAUGGGGAGCAUUUAAGACGUCGGGUAUCGGUACGGGCAGGAUGUCGCGGUUACCGUCGGAGAGUAGUCGUGAGUUUGGAGUCUUGAGAUGUUUCUAAGUAGAUGAACGGCUCGAUUCUGUUUUCGAGUUCCCGAGAUGGAAGUCUGUACAAAAGAAAAGCUUUCCGUAUCUUCCGUUGCAAAAAUCUUGCCUGUAACACUCUUCGUGGCGUUCCCACCGGCUUUGCUGUCUAGUCCCUGGAGUUUGUUUGAGGUUUCUCUUGAUUUGUCUUUUUUUUUGUUUUGUUACAGAAUUUAUAAUUUAAUAAAUACUACAUUUUAUCAAAAAUA